This is a messenger RNA of Verticillium alfalfae VaMs.102, 729 nucleotides long. RefSeq lists its product with no specific name. The transcript has 4 exons. Lineage: Eukaryota; Fungi; Ascomycota; Sordariomycetes; Glomerellales; Plectosphaerellaceae. The record is from RefSeq and is a predicted model, not a curated record. The coding region runs from base 1 to 729 and encodes 242 amino acids.
AUGGCCACGUUCUCCAUCGACGAAGAGCACGUUUUCGCCUCGAUUUCAACGGGCGCUCGGAAGUCCCCCUCGGCCAGACCCGGCUGCCCUCGAUCGCCCCCCAGGUUCAGUCCGGCAGUCGGCGGCUCCGUGUGUCAAAGGACGGGAGGCAAGCGUCACGAAACAUGUCAACGCUGCGAACGGCCUUAUGAGCAUCAUGCUAAGGCCUGCCGUGACGACGACGAGUAUCAUGCGGGGAGGGGAGGGGAAGGGGGUCAAGCGUCCGGGCUCGAGCUCGAGCUGUACUCGGCCGCCGCAACGAAGCACAAGACGCGCAUCCUGACCAGGCUCGUGGUCCCAGUUGCCGCCACGCCACCGGAGCGUCAGAAUCAGAUGCCUCAGCCCCGACAGCGCCGUGAGCGCUGCAAAAAGCACGUCAAUGUCGCACGCGUCGAUCUUCGUCGGUUCGACGCCGGGAGCCUGCUCCCAGCACGGCGAAAGAACGGCGAGGUGGAGAUGGCCGCUACCGCUAGGUCUUUUGCCGGGAGCGGCGUCGGCGGCCGCUGGUUAGUGCGAACCACAGGCAGAGGUGGCGGGGACACACGGCGCCGGGUUGGCGGUGCCGGAUGCUACCCUUCGCAAAAGCUUCUCCAGUCUGUCUUUCAUUUCCGCUUCGCUUGGCCUCCCCUCGAGCAAGUGCUACGCUGUGCUGCCGCUCCGAGGUUUACCAUCCACGGACCGAAACUGUGA